GGUCACCGCGGGGUCUCUGCCAGCCUGGCCAUGAACCUGGAGCCGCCCAAGGCUGAGAUCCGGCCGGCCACCAGGGUGAUUGGGGGGCCCGUCACUCCCAGGAAAGGGCCCCCCAAAUUUAAGCAGCGGCAAACCAGGCAGUUCAAGAGCAAGCCCCCCAAGAAAGGCGUCCAAGGGUUUGGUGACGACAUCCCCGGAAUGGAAGGCCUGGGAACAGACAUCACUGUCAUCUGCCCAUGGGAGGCCUUCAGCCACCUGGAGCUGCAUGAGCUGGCCCAGUACGGCAUCAUCUAG
Molecule: messenger RNA, 294 nt
Organism: Lipotes vexillifer (Yangtze River dolphin)
Lineage: Eukaryota; Metazoa; Chordata; Mammalia; Artiodactyla; Lipotidae
Gene: PDE6G
Product: phosphodiesterase 6G
Exons: 3
Coding region: 31-294 (87 amino acids)
Biological process (GO): positive regulation of G protein-coupled receptor signaling pathway; positive regulation of epidermal growth factor receptor signaling pathway; visual perception
Cellular component (GO): photoreceptor outer segment membrane
Molecular function (GO): cGMP binding; 3',5'-cyclic-nucleotide phosphodiesterase activity
Source: RefSeq, a predicted model, not a curated record